Saxophila tyrrhenica is the source of this 441-nucleotide messenger RNA. It is a transcript of the gene DAD2, whose product is annotated as DASH complex subunit dad2. Gene Ontology annotation, cellular component: mitotic spindle pole body; DASH complex; mitotic spindle. The transcript is spliced from 2 exons. The record is from RefSeq and is a predicted model, not a curated record. The coding region runs from base 1 to 441 and encodes 146 amino acids. Lineage: Eukaryota; Fungi; Ascomycota; Dothideomycetes; Mycosphaerellales; Extremaceae. Gene Ontology annotation, biological process: attachment of spindle microtubules to kinetochore; mitotic cell cycle.
AUGUCGUACCGCACAACAACCCUCCCCUCUCACAUCCGGCCUUCCUCGGGCCUAGCGACCAGCAACCAGUCAUCCAGCAGCACGCAGUCCUCCGCCCUCCAAGCGCGCAUCAAUGAGAAGAAAGCCGAGCUCGAAUCGCUGAAACAACUACGAGACUUGAGCGCCGGACUGGCAGGGCAGAUGCAACAACUAGAGGAGAAGCUGGCGACAUUGAGCAAUGGAACGGAAGCAGUAGCAGAGGUAUUGAGCAAUUGGAAUGGCGUAUUGAGGGCGGUGUAUAUGGCCAGUGCCAAAAUGCCAAAGCUGAAAGACGAAGGAGCAGAAGGGGAGGAGCAAGAAGCAAAGCCUGAGCUGCCGCAGACGCUGGUACGGAUACCAGUCCAUCAAGCAGAGGCAGCGCAGAGGGAGGCGGAAGCUGCAGCGGAGGCGGCUGGCGAAUGA